AUGGCAAAUUGGAAGGAGAAAGGAGUGGUUCCGGAUUCCGAUGAUGAGGAGGAAUUCGAUUCCCAAAGUACUACUGAUCAUGAGAAACGAGAUACUGCCGCGGACGAUGAAUUUUACGAUAUCGACGAUGUCUUGGAAAGAAUUAAUGAUAGCAGGUGUGGGGGGAAAAGACCUUGUUUAGAUUCGAGGCAUAUGGCUGAGGAGAUGAGAAUGUCUCAAGCUUCAUCCGUCGAUAUGAUUCAAUCCUUCGAUGUGGUAAAUGACGUAUCUGUUGGUAUCCCGAAAGAACAAACCAUGAGAGACUCUCUGGAAAUGGUAAAGCAGGAUAAAAAAAAAACUAUUGAAGAUGGAGUGAUUACCUCUUUGGGAGAACCAGCCCCGGUCGCAGAAGCUGAAGAGAUUUCUACGAGCUGGAUUAGAGCUCUAUCUCCGGCAUCCAGUAUUCUAUCAUCGCCUCCAGCAAGUCCAAUCCGUUCCUCUCCUGUGGUGCAGCCUCUCGUCUCCCCUGUGCAACGACCCAAGCUUUCCACGCAUCCGGAUCGGAUACGCGAAGAGACCCCAGAACAAUUACGUCCAGGUUUUGACCAUCCCAACAACGUGCCGAAAAGGCAACUCCGGGAAAGAAAGCCUGUGCAAAUACAUCCAUUUCUGUUAGAGCAACAGCGGUACGAGCAAAGGAUGAAAGCCUCUCACAUCAAGCCCGUACGUAUUGGACCAAGCCAAGAGGAAAAUAGCCGAAGGAGGCGAGUCACACAUGGUCGGGAAUUGUGGGAUAAGGAUUUUCCGGACCCAGAAGAGGCAGAAGAAGCAGAAGAAGCAGAAACGGGUGCUAUGGAAGAAAGCCAGCCUAUGAGCUCGAACGCAGGUGCUCUAACACAGUCGACAUUGGCAGAUAGCAUACGGGAAACUAUAAUCGGCCCUGAAUUUUCUACACUGACGGAAGAUGAAGACGAUAGUGACCAGGAAUUUCCUGACCUCCCUGAGCUCUUCAAACAGGAUUCAAGUCUAGUAAAGGCGAACCAGAAGAAGCCAUCAAAGAAGUACUCGACUAAAAACCGAGUGAAACUGACAUCUGAACCUCAAUAUGGGAACAAAGGGCCGACCUUUGACAUAUAUGAUUUUCCUGGCUCAUCCCCCACCGAUUCUCCUCCUAUACGUUCAGGGAAUGCACGGAGAACUAUUUCUCGUGUAGUCUCUCUUCCUUCUUCGCCUAUUUCAACCCCUGUUUGGCAAGACCAGAGCUCUCCACAUUUUCGGCGUUCAACGGAAGUGCAUACUCCAAUUACGAGUGCUAUUAAGGCAUCUUCAUAUGCAUCACCUACAAAGAUAAUAUUUGAUGAGGAUGAUCCGUUUGCAGAUCCAAUAGUAAUUCCUUCCUCACCAUCUGCCUCUUCGUCGUUAUCAUCAUCAUCGGAAGAGGAGGACGAGAUGGUAUUAUUGAAGAAAAGAAUGAAACAUGUACUGCCAGCGUCUCACUUAAGGCUUGAUCAAAAAAGAAAAGAGAUACGAGGUCAUAAAUCUCAAGCUAGGAAGAACCCGAGGCCUAACGAGAAACGUGCUGGUGUUGCUCUCCCCCUGGUGCGAGGGACGAACCCAACCCCCGCCACACAGACUGUGAACCGACUUGCAUUCUUAGAAUCUGACGAAAGCGAUGGGCCUGAUGAGAUUAGCUUUACUGGGUUUCCUAUGGAUACUGAUGAACAAACUGGAGCUCCUAGCCUAUUUCAAGAGUCGGAUUUGGCAUUUGCUAUCGAAGAUGACCGCCUUGAUGGUAUGCUGCCAACCCCAAGUCGCAAGCGCAGAGCCAAGAAUUCAUUCAAACAACCAAAUGCUAAGCGCUUAAUGACAUCUUCGUAUUCUGAUGGGAAACAACCACAUCCACACCAGCCGAGGAUCACUUCACAUCUUACAUCUACAGCUACAAUUGUCCGCAAAUCCACUAAACCUAAACAAAAGCGGCAGAAGCGGCAGCCUCCCAAGCUUAGUAUAAUAGACAUCGCUCAAGAUUCUGGUUAUUUUGAGCUAAAUGCCCCGGCAUUUCUUAAGGUUGCUGCUCGUAGCGCGAGAUCCCGAAAGGAACUUGGGCGUCAAAGUCCCACCCGGAAGUUUAUCAGGCUUGCUACUCGCGAAGACACUGCUGAUGCCCAAUCAGUCCUGCAAGAUUGGCGGAACCGCAAAAUUCAGCCCAGGAAUGUUUCAUAUGUAUCAAGAUCUGAAAAUGCUAGCGUUGCGUAUCCGCUCAGCCAAAUCUCUGUUAAUCAGCAAACAAAGCUUCCUCCAACAAUCGCGAAACUCAAGACAAGCGUACGCAAGGCUCAGUCAAAUGCUGCGUAUAUUACAAAGAAGAUUCGUGUACCCAGAGUAAAACAGCUUUCGAUGAAUGACUUUGUUGAGAAUAGACAUGACAAACCAGAAGAGCCUCCAUCAAAAAAUGUGGGAGCAGUCAAUACCAAAAGCAAAUCGAGGGCGCGAACGGAUCCUUACUUUACAGCCCCGAUUGCACGAUCGGCACAACUUGAAGCAAGCCAAUUUCCUAUCAACACUUUAGAACCGAGGAAGAAGACUCUUGAUGCUCUUUUUCGCAUGGGUCGCCGUCAGCCUUUACAGAGGGGAAACCUUCAACUGACCCGCUUCUUGGCCGAUGAAGAUGUCGUAUAUCCUUCAAUAGAGCCAAAUCUCUCUAAUGGGAACAGUGAUUUGAUGCCAACUAGUGCUGCACAGAAAGUUGGCAAUCAACAUCGGCAUCGGAAGCGGAUGCCUAAACGUGUAGACGCAGGUGCAGCUAUCUACCGUCAGCCUAGUGAGCCACUCAUCUUGGAUUUCUCAACACCCUCGCUGGGUGAAGUAGGCAUAGAUCAUGGAAAGCUUUUUGGCCUUGGGAAAUUUGGCACAAGGUAUCCUCAUCACUUUGACAUUUUGCCACUUCAGACAGGGAUAUAUUUCCAUGAGACGACCUUUAUUGGUAGUGGGCGCCUUGCAAACACGUUGAGUCAUUCAGAACCCGUCUCUAUUGAUCAUAACCGCCCUGCGACCUCACUUGAGUUAGGAGACAGGGUCUUCGUGUGGGAGGCCUGGAAUGAGAUUGUCUCCGAGCAAAUGGGUGUUUGCAUUGACUGGCUAACAGAACAAUUGACUGAUAAAUCCAAGAUAUCGGAUAAGCCUGAUUUGGUCGCGACUACCGAUCUUAUUUUAGAUUAUGUACAGCAUAGUAUAGACUUCUCAAGUUCCGAGUUAAGGGGCGACUUUUUACUCCGAAUGUUGGAGAUACUAGAGGAUUUUUCGUCUCGUCUUGAUGUUUGUCGAGGAUCUAUAGAUUACGUUUACAACCGAGAAACGACUGAAGUCACAACUAGGCUUUUAGUGCUCUCGCUUCAGUUGCUUGGGAUGUCUCGGAUUGCUGCACAUUUUUCGACUCUUCGCCUAGAAGAAGUUCUGCAAAAAUUGGCAGGCUCUUGCAUCAGCCUCUUGAUAUCGGAAGGCUUAGAGACGGUGAGAAAAAUGUACGAUGACUUACAAUACCUGUCAGUAAGAGAGAAUGGCAUAAGAAGUGAUCGUUAUCUUGUUGAAUCCUGGGUCAUCAUCAUUCAUAUUUUAGGAGCUGCAAAGAUUCCUCGCGCUUCGUUUUGGGAUUUAGUAAACAUACAAUUAGGUGCGAAAAGUAUAGGUUCGUCACAGGAUGCCAAUGAGAUGGAAAAGCUAUGGUUCUUCAUGUUCUCUCUCCUACCACUUUUUGAGUUUGAUGAACAUGGUCACAUUUCAUCAGUUUCACGCCAGGAACUUGGGUUUGAAAAUUGGUCACUUGCACAACAACUGGUCAAAAGGGUGUUUGCACUUUAUGCGACAAAUACUAGACAAUCACCAAGCUUCAAUGAUUACUGCAGAGCAAUUCUCGCAAAUUUGCGGAAUGAAGAAGUCCACAAAUCACCUCAAUUCUUAGAGGAUUUGAACACAGAAUCUCCAUUAGAUGUUGAACCGGAAGAUCGGUGCUUUCAUAUUUUUCUCAAAAUUGUGGCCAUCGCCAUUAGGCAUCAGCGUGCAGCGGGCAACACCAAAGGCAUUCGAAAUUUAGUUGCUAGAAUUUUACCAAAUCAUGAUCGGCAAUUUCCAAAGGAGGAGGCAAUCUUUCAUCGUGAUCUUGCCUCCCUGCGCAAUCAUCAUGAUCUUCUAUGCACAGUAUACUGGGCUGCUCCUUCAGGUUACGGCCCGCCCAUCACUUUAUUGCAGAAGCUUGUUUCGGCCGCUCGCUCACAUAAUGAAGCCUUUUUGAUCAAUCUGAGGGCUUGGGAACGGCUUGCUCGGUUUACCUUGUCUAGCAUUCCUUCCAGUUUCUCUGUCGAUUCAUAUAGACCAUUUAUUACUUGGCAGGAUUCUUUUUUUGAUAGUCUGCUUGGAGAAUACGUGGAACUAACUCAAGUACGGCGGCAACUGCAAAUUCAAUCUGACGGAGCUUUUCAAACAGAUGUUGACUGUAAUCGAAGGAGCACUAUGUCCUGCAUUCAAGCCGUGGCGAGAUCGACGAUGGAAACAUUGAGAUGUUCAAAUCCAACAACUUUGAAGCAUGCCAUAAAUCUAGACAUGCUUGUAAAGAUGUUUUCUACAGGCUCUUCAAAUGACAAAAUUGACCAAGAAUUAACAUCAUCUGCAAUUGAGAUUCUUACUUGCUACUUGCACCAACUUCAUGACGCAGAACCAGAGAGCAAGCUGGAAGCAAGCCCAGAUGCAGAUGAUGAAUUUGACAGCCAGGGCUUAGAGUGUGAUCCCGAUUGGGCGAAAGAAAUGCAGUUUAUGGACGAUUAUAUUAAUUGUCCUGAUUUCGAUAUUGGAUCAGAAUGGAUGAUAGCUAUUUCCAAGCCACAACAUGAGCUUCGUUGGGAAAAUGCCUUGACUUAUCAAUUACUCAAAAAAGGGCAUUUUCUCCUUGCUGGCGAAAUCAUGAAAGAUUCAUGUCUAGAGUCCUUCCUGCAAGAAGCACCUUCAAUCAUGAAGAAUCAACAACUCAUCAAAUAUGGUAUCGUCAGGAUGCAAAGGAUUCUUUCUGACAAAGCACUACUGGCCUCCAAAUUUGGUAAUGUGAGCAGCGAGGCGAUCAGGACCAAAUUCUCGGGCAUUUUGAAUUCUACUAUGCUUUCAAUGCAGCAUCAUCUGCAAAAUUUUCAAAAUACCAACACUGCUGCCCAUAAAGCCUAUGUGAGCUUUGUGCAGGAAAUCGUUUCGCAGGUACGCUCUCAUUGCAGCGAUAUUUGUCCACCACCAGAGUUCUUCUUCCGCCGUUCCGUUGCGUACUGGCCCCCGGAGACGGACCCUACGCUUUACCUCGCAGGUUUGAUAUCAUAUACGCUGCAAUUGUCUUCACAACAGGAAAAAGCACGGAACGGAUUGAUAUAUUAUCUUUGGAAUGGAUUGAGAAGUUCUUUGUCAGGUACUCAUGCUCUCCAUAGCUACAUCAAACGGAUUUCGAAGGGUGCACGGCAAAUUCACCUGUUGAAAUUUUUAUUGACUGAAAUUGUACCUUCCACACUGGAAGUCGCAUUUAGCAAAGAAGCUGGCUCGCUCGCAUGCGAAGUCUACCUAGUAGCAGUGUCUAAAGCCCUCGAAAGUCUAGUAUUGAGUGGACAGCCAGUCAAGGAGCUUGUGGUUCAAUUGAAAGUUCUGCUACAACAUAUGUUCAACAACCUUGGUAGUCAUUAUGGUAGAUUCGGCCACAGUAUCGAAGCUGUACACCCAGGUCACCAAGGUAUCAUUACUGUCAUCUUUCGCUUUUGGAGUGCCUGCAGGCCACACUUAUACAAUCUAAACACUGGCCCUGGAAGUGGCCUAGGCAACGACGUUGCUAUGGAAGAGAUGGCUCGUGAGGUGCAAAAUAAUUGGAGGAUUAACAAGGCGGAUGGAGGAGUAGAUGUGAGGAUGAAUGAUGGUAUGAUGGUUAAUCAUUGCUUUACCAAUGGACCUCAAGAUUUACGUGAGGUUCUUGAAGAGGAUGCCCCGCAAAUACCUGAAGACGCAGAGCUAGGAAAUCCGGUGGAUGUCCCCCAGGUAUCUGCGGAAGUAGAGUUGGACAAUCCAGUGGCAGAAGAUUCAAUACAGCCAGUCGAGAGUGUAGACCAUGAGCAAAGGUCUCGAGGAAGACUUUCGGGGCGGACCUUAAGAGCAAAUCGACAAAAACAGCCAGAAGGUCUACCACCGAUAGUACUGCCGGAUUGGUUCUGGGAUAAUGUCAAACUGGCUGAGGAACUGCCGCAGACCGGUUCGCUCGCUGUCUACUAUGGUAGUAACGUCACGGAAUUGAAUACCGAUCCGACGGACCCCGAAGCAACCGAGAGGAUGAGCCAUGCAAUCAAAUCUAUUAUCGAAUGCGACCUGCCUUCCACCGAGAAAGCAAAAUAUAGCAUGCAUGUUAAUGUUUACAAAGAAAUAUUGGCAUCCAUCACAGCAGGGUUGAAAUUGCGCCCCUCACAGGCUGUUAUGGACGGUAAAAAUGUCAUGAGACCCAUUCUCCACUUGCAAUGCCCUAAAGACGGAGGAAUAUUGUACUUAGACUCUGUCGUGGAGACAAUUUCGACCAAAUUAGGAGCUGACCUCAUACGUCUUGACCCAGUCGACAUAGCUCAAAUUCUAGGGCCAUACAUCGAUGAGAAUUUAGCCUGGACGGGGGCGAAGGCAUCCCUCUUAGGCUACGAAACUUCGCGAAUGGCGGGCAGGCUAGAGGAUUACGAAAAAGACUCGAGCGCGGCAUCUGAAGAUAUGGAAGGAGCUGAGGAGGAAGACAUGACGGGUAUGAGCAGAAAACCUGGUCCUGCAAUUGCUUUCACAGCAUCGAAUUCGUCCGAAGCACAGAAAAAGCUCUCUGCGAUUUUUAGUCGAUUGAAGGGAGCACUCACUCCGGCGGCUGAAAGCAACAGGCGUUCAUCAGACGUUGUGAUGCCAUUUGCUACUUUCGCCGACCCGAAUUUUUCGGCUUCUAGCAACGGCAAUUCAGCCUUCAGUAAUGUGAAAUCUAAUGCUGAACAGUGGAAUGAUUUAAAGACGACGGCUUUACUUGAGGCACUAGUCACUGGUGCCGAUUCAAAGCGUACAUGGGGGUCUUCGGGUACUGAUGCAGCCAACGCGAGGGACCUCAUUAUACAAGUUCGCGAUUACAAGGAUUUGACUAGGACAUACGAUGGAUAUAACAUCAUCGAUAAAAUGCGGACAUUGGUCACCAAGCGCUGGCAGUCCGGACGGAAUAUAAUUAUGGUUGGAACAAGUUCUUUGGAGCAAGGAGAAUCCGAGCUCUCAUCAGCAGGUAUUCAGCAUAUCCAAUCUGAUAUAGUCGAAGGCGAGAAAAGGACAAUAUUUGUCCCUCCGGAUCGAAGGCCAGAACAAGAUGCGGUAUUCGAAUCCGACGACAAGCUACGCAUUCGGACCUUAAACAUACGACACGUCGAGGAUAUGAUCACGAAACUCGCGGGUGAUGCACCUAUUACUGUGGAUAUAGAAAAAGAUCUCGAUAGCGGUUGGAUACAAUCCGCUGGGCUAGAUGAGGCAGUUUGGCAUUAUGCCCGCGUGCAAAGGCUCGCAACAACUAUUCUAGGAUUGGAAAGUAACCCGGAGAUUAUAGAUGGACCAACUUUUUGGAAAGCUCAACAGCUACUCUCCGAAAGUGACAGUGCUAAAUUCUCUUGGGGCGCAGCAGAGUUGAAGGAAGAAGAUAAUGACGUGAACAAGAUGCUUGAUGAGAUCAACGCUUCCCCGAAAAACACAAACAUUAAGGAUAAGCUGAAGCAAAUUCGGAAAACGUGCACUCCUCACGAGAAGAAGCUCCUGGGAGGUGUGGUCAUACCUUCGGAUAUUCACACAAAGUUCGAAGAUGUCCAUGCUCCGAAAGAAACCGUGGAGGCGCUAAAGACUUUGACAAGCUUGUCGUUGAUACGGCCAGAGGCUUUCACUUAUGGUGUACUUGCUACUGAUAAGAUGCCUGGUUUGCUCCUGUAUGGACCUCCUGGAACCGGUAAGACUCUUUUGGCCAAAGCAGUCGCGAAAGAAAGUGGCGCGACCGUUCUCGAAAUUAGUGGCGCUGAAGUGAACGACAUGUACGUUGGCGAGGGCGAAAAGAACGUCAGAGCGAUUUUUUCUCUAGCUAAGAAACUAUCACCUUGUGUAGUAUUCAUUGACGAGGCAGAUGCUAUAUUUGCUGCUCGUGGUGAUACUAAGCGCUCGACCUCUCACAGAGAGAUGAUCAACCAAUUUUUACGAGAAUGGGAUGGCAUGAACGACCUAUCUGCAUUUAUUAUGGUCGCUACUAAUCGACCGUUCGAUCUUGACGAGGCUGUACUGCGACGAUUGCCUCGAAGACUUUUGGUGGAUUUACCAGUUGAAAAUGAUCGCGAGUCUAUACUCAAGAUCCAUCUCAAAGAGGAGAUCCUUGACUCAUCAGUCUCUCUUACCGAACUUGCCAAAAACACACCCUACUACUCUGGGUCAGAUCUCAAAAACCUGUCGGUUGCAGCUGCAUUGGCAUGCAUCCGUGAAGAAAACGAGCUUGCCGCCAAGCACGAAGGCGAAAUUCCUUACACAUAUCCCAAGAAACGUAUCCUCACGAAAGCUCAUUUCGACAAGGCAAUGGAGGAAAUUAGUGCUAGUAUCAGUGAGGAUAUGAGUACACUCUCUGCUAUCCGUAAAUUCGACGAGAAAUAUGGUGAUAGGAAAGGAAGGAGGAAGAAGAGCGCAGGAUUGGGUUUUGGGGGUACAACCAUUCCAGAGAAGGACUCUGAAGCGGGAAGACAAUAA
Sclerotinia sclerotiorum 1980 UF-70 is the source of this 8766-nucleotide messenger RNA. RefSeq lists its product as hypothetical. Gene Ontology annotation, biological process: replication fork processing; double-strand break repair via homologous recombination. Gene Ontology annotation, molecular function: ATP hydrolysis activity; ATP binding. The transcript has 8 exons. Bases 1 to 8766 code for a protein of 2921 amino acids. Lineage: Eukaryota; Fungi; Ascomycota; Leotiomycetes; Helotiales; Sclerotiniaceae. Gene Ontology annotation, cellular component: Cul8-RING ubiquitin ligase complex; nucleus. The record is from RefSeq and is a predicted model, not a curated record.